AUGCUGUCAUGUCUUCAGUCCUCAAAUCAAUUAAUACGUGAAUCCACUGAUUGUCGCAUCCAUUCACUCGAUGUCUGUCUUCAGUUGAAUUGAUCCGUGAAUGUCACCAGAGGAGUGAUUCACUCAAUGUUUACAAAACAUUACUCUUAUAUGAUUACUAUAUCCAAGACUACAUCCAUUUGAUCCCACGUUCACCCACUCGUCAUGACAUUAACGGCACAAUACCGGCCCUAUCGGGAUGAGGAGACACUGGAUGGUGUGGAGAACUCGGACCUGUCUUGGCCUGACCACGAGGUCGGAACCAUUCAGAUCUACGAGAAGACCACUGAAGACAUUCCCUUCGCAUCCAAUCGCCGACUGCUGAUGGGAGUCGUCAUGUUAUCCGUGUUAACCAUUUUGACCGGUUUUCUCAUCGGAUACUUCGCUCACUCCACUCACUCAGAGUGUGUCCCAAAUCUGGCCAUGUCUUUACAUUCAGUACGCGAUGAGAAUCCGACGAUUCGGGCGAAGAUAAUGAGGGAAAUUAAUCCCAUAUCCAUACGAUCUGUGGUGAAGGAGUUCUCUCGUGAGCCACAUAUGGCCGGAUCGGCCAAUGAUCUCAGACUUGCCAUUCAAGUGAAGGACUUCUUGAAUGCUCAUCACUUCGACAAAACUGAACUCAAGAACUAUUCGGUUCUCCUCUCUGUCCCCGACUCUCAUGAAUCCAAUUACAUUGAAAUCAUUGAUCAAAGCAUUAAUAAAACAAUUCAUACAUCCAUUGGAACCGAUAAGAAAGGAUCCGAUUCUGGUUCAGUCAUAUUCGUGAACUUCGGCCAACUCGCCGACUAUCAGAUCCUAUCGACUGUUUAUAACAUAACUCGUGAUACAAUCGCCGGUAAAAUCUUAAUUGCAAAGCAAUUCCACUUAACAGCAGACGAACAGAUGUCAUUUGCAUACCAAAUGGGAGCGGCAGCUCUGCUACUAUACCCGGACCCGGAGCACUACAAUUCUCCCAAUUUAAAAGUCAAACCAUUCCCGGACUCUCCUUAUAUGCCGGCAGAUGCUGUUCGACACGACUCUCUCAUAUGGAAUGGAUUAGGAGAUCCACAGACUCCAGGAUACCCGGCCACUUCUUAUGCACACCGUUUGCCAUUACAAUCGCUUAAUUUGCCGAAUAUUCCUGUCCAACCAAUCAGUUAUUUAAAUGCAUUGCAAAUCCUGAGUAGACUUGAUGGCAGCAAAGCUCCCGGUGCGUGGAAUGUGGGAUCCAAUACCACCUACUAUUUAGGGCCAGGUUUUCGUAACGAAGGCAACUCUAAUAUAACAUUACGUCUUAAGAUAAGCAAUCAAUUGGUGAACAAAACAAUUUAUAAUGUAAUCGGAUCUAUAAGAGGCAAAGUAGAGCCCGACCGGUAUGUCAUAGUUGGCAACCAUAGGGACGCCUGGUUUAACGGUGCAAUAGACUCAGCGGCCGGAACGGCAGCUUUUCUUGAAUUAUCACGAGUUUUCGGUGACUUAUUGGUGGAGGGGUGGCGUCCGCGUCGGUCCCUAUUGUUCUGCAGUUGGGGCGCAGAAGAGUUCAAUUUGAUUGGUUCCACGGAAUGGAUCGAAGAGAACCUCAAGAUAUUGCACGGAAGAGCCGUCGCUUAUAUUAACUCCGAUAUUAUAGUCAUUGGGAACGGGAGUCUCAGUGUGGCCGCCUCUCCCCUCUUAUAUCACGCCAUAUUCAACGCCACGAAAGAAGUGUUGAAUCCUAACGAUGAAGAGGAGGCAAAGACUGUGUACGAGAAGUGGUUAAUCAGUUUGCCUCACAUGAGAAACACUUCGGGAAUGAUUUCAGUGAAACGAAACGCUUUCGACUCGUCGUUUGAUUUGGACGAAGACUUGUUUAGUAUUAACCAACACUUCAACACUGGAGAGCCCAACGAAUCGGGAUCUUUGCUCAAGACUUAUAUGGAGUCGGCUGUCCUCCAGACCCGACCCAAAGUGCGUCCGUUAGACAUGAGGUCGUCAUACGCGCCCUUCUUCACGAUGGCUGGCAUUCCUGCGCUGGACAUCACUUACACCAACGUUAACGCCGUUAAUGAAGACUCGAAUCCAAUCAAUUCAAUGAGUUAUCCAUUACUACACACUAAAUAUGACACGUUUGAAGUGAUCGACAAAUUCAUUGAUCCGACCUUUAGGGUCCAUAAAGCAGUGACACAAGUGUUGGGAGAGAUAAUUAGGGACAUAUCGGACUCACUCUUCAUACCAUUCAAUCUCUUAGACUACGCACAGGUUCUCCGAGACCUUUACGUCACGCUUCAUAUCCACACCGAAACUAUACUCAAUAACAAUGGCAUUAAUAUCGGGUUGUUGGACUCGGCGAUAACCAACUUUACUUUGGCUGCCGUUAGGUUCCACUCAAAACAAGACAAACUCGACUUCACUGAUCCAAUGGCUAUCAGACGAGUGAAUGAUCAGCUGAUGCUAAUCGAGCGCACAUUCCUCGACCCGAACGGAUUGCCCCGAAAUAUGAUGAAACGACACAUUAUUUUGUCUCCCAGUGAGACGGACCCUCCCUAUGACGAGAUGUUCCCGGGACUCAUGGAUGAGUUCAGUAUUCUAUUACAACAGUCCGGAAACACCAGUACUAAGCACUGGACGUGGGAUGUGAUCAGAGCCCACUUCUCGAUCAUUGUGUCCACCAUUGAAACGGCAGCGCAUGCUAUAAGUGAUGUCAUCUAAUAGUUUACCGCAAAUUUGUAUUAUUUUGUAGACAUUUUAUCAUUGAAAUUAUGGGUCAAAAAUCAUGGAUUCAAUUUUGGGUCAAUUGUAAAAUACUUUCAAACAUUAUUUACCGGUAUUUUCGUGAGUGUUUUGCUAAGAAUUUUCAGCAAAUAGUCGUUCAAAAAGGCAACUGAAGUUCAAAUCAUAAAAUACUGAAAAUGAUUAAUAUAUCGAUUUUAAUUGAAUUGUGAUUUAUUUGGAGAUUUGAAUCUUAUUUUUAUUUAUUAUAUACCG
Messenger RNA from Oppiella nova, 2982 nucleotides. Lineage: Eukaryota; Metazoa; Arthropoda; Arachnida; Sarcoptiformes; Oppiidae. The record is from the annotation of a GenBank genome assembly.